AUGAGUCGGGACUCGACUGUUUCAAGUCUGUCGAUGGUAAAAUGUCAAUGUGGUAUUGUGGCAAAGAUUUUCACGGCUUUCACUCCAACUAAUGCUGGAAGACGCUUUUAUAAGUGUGCUAAUCCUAAUGGUUAUAAAUGUUCUUAUUGGAAAUGGGUUGAUGAUCCGCUCCAUCCUAGAGUUGAAAAUCUAAUCCACAAUUUAAAGAAGGAAAACGAUUAUCUUCAUCGUGAAAACAAAAGUUUGGAGACGAAGAUGGCUGAUCUUGAAAAGUAUUUGGCAUCUGAAAUUGAAGAAAAAUGUGAACGUCUAAAUGAAGAGGUUGUUAUCGAUAAUGAAGAUGUUGUUAUCGAUAAGUUUAAGACAAAAGUUGAUCAAAUAUGGAUUGUGAUAGUUAUGUUGUGGUGUUGUUUUGCAGCAUUCAUCACAUUCUGGGUAAUGAAGUAG
Solanum lycopersicum (tomato) is the source of this 447-nucleotide messenger RNA. RefSeq lists its product as uncharacterized. NCBI's taxonomy places the organism in Eukaryota, Viridiplantae, Streptophyta, Magnoliopsida, Solanales, Solanaceae. The record is from RefSeq and is a predicted model, not a curated record. Gene Ontology annotation, molecular function: zinc ion binding.